Toxorhynchites rutilus septentrionalis is the source of this 3647-nucleotide messenger RNA. RefSeq names its product mucin-2-like. NCBI's taxonomy places the organism in Eukaryota, Metazoa, Arthropoda, Insecta, Diptera, Culicidae. The record is from RefSeq and is a predicted model, not a curated record. The transcript is spliced from 3 exons. Bases 677 to 3067 code for a protein of 796 amino acids.
CCAGCUUCUUCAGUCUGAAGCCAAUAUCCGACGUGAGCGGACGCAAUCCCGGAAAAACGUGAAAACAAAACCAAACACCUUUCGGUGUGUUAAUGUUUUGGGUGCUUCUAUAUUAACAUCAAUUUAUGAACCAAGAAUUUUCAUCUUUGUCUGAUUCACGAUCAAAUUAUUCACUGCUCGAACAAUUGAUGAAGGGCAGAAACAGCGAAAAACAAACAAGUGAUUAUAGGUUCUCGAAAUAAUACCACACUCAAAUUGGUGUUAGCGCCUUCUUUCUGGGCAAGUGCUGAAAACGAAAAUCGGUGAAAGAAAUAACAGCUGGAAAGUGAAAAUCAUAUAUUCUUGGCAUAGGAAUCAUAAUAAUCGUUUCGCCGUUGUUGGCGGUCUAUGUCUAUCGCUCGCCAAUAGUGGGUCGAAUUGGCCAAAGGCUAAUGACUUUCCUUUGAACGCAGGACUUUGAACCUGCGCAGUGGAGUGAGAAAAUCUCAGGCGUUCGCUAUUGAUUCGCCGAGAAGAAAAGGGAAGAAAGAGCACGAGAUUCUUUUUCUUCGCGGUCCGGUUCAAGAGAUCCCAGCCCGGUCCCGGUCAUCGAAACGGGCAGCAGCGAUAGCACGAAUCAACGUCAGCAAAAGUAGCAGUUUAGCGAGUUUCGAGCACUGGAUUGAGAGCGCAUUCCAUGGCGCACACAAAGAGGAGUAGUCGAGAGGAGUCCGGGCGGGAGAAAAAUAACGUGAUGAAGCACAAAGCCAUACUGGUGGCGUUGCUAUGUCUGCUGGUGAGUCCAGCAGUGGCCAGACCAAACACGGAGCCACUCUAUCACCGCAACCCGCUGGAAGUGACCGAGGAGAUAAUCCCAACCACCAAUACUCUGCCCCCAAUCGCCUCCGAUAGCGAUGGUCAACAGACGUCAUCCGGGGAGAACACCGUGUCAACGAUAGCGUCCCCAACCACAUCGGUUUUAUCUACAGCAGCAGCAGCGGUAGCAGCAGUCACACAGGAUUACACUAGCAGCCCCCUAUUCAAGCGAGCAGAUAUGCCAUUGAAGACGAAAGUUGGAACCUCGGGAGGAUACGUUGUUUCCACCAGCACUAAGAUUCUGACCAGUGCUGGACUCCACCAAUCACAUCAGGAAGUUUCGAACGAGGGUAAAGCCAACGUCAUUAUGUAUGAUAAUUUUUCUGGUCAUGUAGGAGCUGCUGAGCCGAUAUCCGAAGAAGAAUACCAGAGGGAGCUGAAGAAGGCUAGCGAAAAGGUGCAGCAUAGAGUGGCAUCCGCGACCACACCCAAGGAAGGCCUGUCAACGUGGGUUUUGCUUAGUGGUAGCAACUCACCAACGUCAACGGAGUCUAAGAAGGAAAUUGUCAACACAACGAAGAAACCCUACACAACAACUACCAGGCGAACUGCCACUACAAGCGCCCGCAAACCAAUGACCACUCCUCGUCGUCGACCAACGAACAACACUCGACCCGCUAGUUCGGACGAGAAAAAGGAUAAGAUCAACAAACUGCUGACCCGCAUCAAGGUGGCGACCGCUUUGGAGGCGUCCAAAGUUAAACCCGAAGAUAAUUCUGGAAAGGUUGAGCUGAUCACCAAGAAACCAAGAAAACCGACCCCAACCACAACCACAGCUCCCGUAACGACGACCUCAACUGAAUUAGCAAUUACAGAAACUCCAGCUCUCACUACUGUCACCAUCGGAUCAAAUCUCGAUGACAACGGGGUUGAAACCUCUACCUUCUUGAUAUUGGAACCAAAGGACGCCCAGUUUGACCUGCCUGAGGAUCGAUCUCCCGGCAAGGUGAUUAAGAAGAAACCCACCCGUAAGCCGGGCGUUGGUGCGACAAAGAAGAAGACCGCGAUCAAGAAGAAGAAACCGGAGGAAAAGGACGCAAUUAGUGGUCUUACGAAACUAAGUGAGAAGAAGCCACCGAUCAAAACCAAACCCAUGUCUGCCCAGAUUAUGAAUUACCUUUCGCGCGAGGUUAUGCCAUCGGUUGGUGUGGGACUAGUAGGCUUGGUAAUCACAGCAGGCCUUGCCUCGUAUUUCCUGGGCAGUCCAUUGAGUGCGCUCCGACGAUCGGACGAAACCAAUCGCAAGGAUGACGUAUAUUACUCCAACUAUGAAGAUUAUGCUGGACCUGAUGGUCAGAAUGAGGAAGAAGUAUUUGGUAAGCUAAUUGCCGGAAUGCCCGAACGUUCCUAUUAUCGCAAUAAUAUCCGCCGACGUACGAAUCAACCCACCCGGACUGGUCAUCAGUAUGGUAAUUAUCACGUACAGAGUUAUUCCGCUAACAGAGUUAAUCCACACAUUAGCUAUCGAAAUCGAGCCGCCUACGUCGGAACUCCGGAGAUGUAUGCCAACUAUAAUCGAAACGUACAAGCAAAAUCACACAACGAAUUCUUCUACAAUACCCCGCCAAGUUACUACACCAAACAGAGCUCGCCGGUGUACGUGACUCCAGAGAUGACAACGUACACAACGACAACCACCACUCAAACUCCCCCGCUGACCAGUGCCGAGCCUGUUUCAGCCGACAUGUCGGAAGAUGUUUCGGAGCAAGACAACGAGAUGCUUCCCAAUCCGGCGGCUUAUACUGCGGAGCACAACCCGGAGCAUCACGCCCAGUACGUGGUGGGAAACGUCUACCCCGACAGCAGUAUGAUUGAUAUAAUCACUUCGGCACCGGUUCCGGAACAUGGUCCACGUCGCCGUAAGCGUGACAUUGGCGUUGAAAGUGGCGAAGAUGACUUUGAUAAUGAGAUUGGUUCAGACGAAGAGCACGAUUCGGUCAUCAGUAGUAAACCAACAACAACGAAUCCUAGUACUACCCUGGCACUGGACAAUGACGCUUCCACGGAGGAGGACAAGGUAGAAACUGGUAACACGCCAACCGCUGAGUUGGGACCAAUUACUUGGGCUAAUCUCAUCCGCAACACCGUCGAAACGAAGCUGGCGAUGGGCAUCCAUCUGCUGCAGCAUGUGACCAGCCAAUUCCAGAGAUAUUUGCAUGGAGUUCAAGCGCGCGUUGAGAAUCAUUUCAACAGAACAACGGUACAUCAGUGAGAGCGCGAUCGGAACCACGGCGCUCGACUGAAACAAAAUGGCAUUUAAAAUCACACAAGAGACACGAGCUCGAGGAUUGGAUUCUCGUUCUGUUCAGUAUGUUACCCUUUCCAGCAGAGUGUCCCAACGAUUUAAAGCUUCUGCGACAGGGAUGAGAAUUUUCUCCUGAUCUCGUAUCUAACAACAAAUUUAAAAAGCCCACCUGCAAUCGACCCGUAAUUUUUCGCUCAACUAGCGGGAUCGGGACCGGUGGCUAUUCUGAAGAAAGAAAAAAAAACGGAUUGUUGCACUCAGUUUUCCCAUCUAUUUAUAAUCAAUCGGCACCAUACACGUAAGCACACUGAGAGAAAUAAAUCGAUAAUAAAUUGAAACAAAGAAGAGGGCAAAGGUUUUGUGAGAUUUUUAUUCCAGCAUUGUUGUACAUAAAACAUUACAUUGACACGACUUCUGUUUCGACAUUUUUUUAUUUAGGGUUUUAUUUUUUCUCAAUAUAUUAAUUAUUUAUUUGAACGCAUAUUUAUGACAAAGUGUAUUUUCGAAAUCGAUGAAUAAAUAAAUAAAUAAAAUUAAAACAUCAAAA